CAAUGGAAACUGAAACUCUACAGCAGUUGCGUGCCGUCGUGGAGGACUGCGUGGGAAAACACCUCACUACUUCCGCUACAUUCUUCGCCGAUAAGCUAGUUUCGCUGGGCUCUCGUGACCCUGAAGACGUCUAUCUGUAUGCUCAGGUGCUUUACGAGGGAAAACACUACCAACGCGCACUCACGUUAUUGAAUCGUGAAGGGCUUGCUUCGAGAGUGCUUGAAGGACGAGCUCGAAAUAGUGGAUUAGAAUCUGCCACGUCCUCGUCAGCGUGUACGGCUGGGAAGUACAUGACAGAGUACGGCUGCGAUGCAUCUGAUACCAGAAUUCGUUUAACAUACCUUACUGCACAGUGCUAUGCUGCAAUGAACAAGUGGGAAGAAUGCCUAAAAGUGCUUGGAAGAGGAGAUUUGGAAGACGUUGAAGAAGAUGAGGAAAUGAACAAGAAGCGAGGUCCCUGUUCAUCAAACUUGGAGAAUAUUACUGGCGAUCGAGGAGCCGAUAUAAUUUGUGCAGACCUGGCAAAUGGUUUCAGUACCCGUACAGAGACGCAUUCACGUUUAAGAAAACGUGGAUCUAUAUCUACCAUCUCAGCGUUAUGUUUACUCCGUGGCAGAGCAUACGAUGCGUUGGAUAAUCGAUCGCUAGCUCGACAUUGGUAUGUAUCAGCACUCAAAGCUGACUAUUUCUGCUACGAGGCACUUGCCGCGCUGCUUUCCCAACACAUGUUGACGGUAGAAGAAGAGCAGGAACUCCUUGCUUCACUUCAAAUUGAGCCUGGUGACAAAUGGCUAAAGUUUGUAUACGUCACCAUGGGCAAGAAAUAUCAUCCUGUAAAUGUAAGGGGCAUUGAAGAGGGUGAACCUAGCUUUUGUUUUAAGAUGCUCAACGAGCUGACGACCUUUAAGCGAAGAUCAUGCUGGACUGGAGCAUGGUAUGGCAGAGACAAGCAAGCAAGAAAUCAUCUGUCAACUCGACCUGCACUUCAUAAAACCUUGGAUUUUGAAACCGAGCUGGUUGCCCUAAGUGGAAAUGGUGACAUUGCUCAAGCAAAUGCAGAGUGUCUAUACAGUCGUGGUGAUUUCCAUGGUUGCUACGAGAUCAUAUCUGAAGUUCUCGAGAGAGAUCCUUUUCAGCUCUCUGCUAUUCCUUGCUUCCUCAGCGUUGCUGUUGAGCUUCGCCGCAAAAGUGAGCUUUACUUGUGUGCGCAGAAGUUGGUCGAGGAGUAUCCUGACCACUCUGUGAGUUGGUUUGCAGUGGCGUGUUACUAUUAUUGUGUCAGGCAGUUUGAGGAAGCUCGCCAUUAUUUUUGUAAAUCUACAGCUUUGGAAAAAGCAUUUGCCCCUGCUUGGAUCGGUUUCGGGCACUCUUUUGCAGCUCAGGAUGAAAGUGACCAGGCAUUGGUAGCGUAUCGUACGGCGGUACGUAUGUUUCCUGGUUGCCACCUACCUCUACUCUGUAUCGGCAUGGAAUAUCAGCGAACUAAUAAUCUAAUUCUUGCAGAGCAGUUCUGUGUGAAGGCACGGGAUAUUUGCCCCAGUGACCCGCUAACAUACAAUGAGCUUGGAGUCUUGUGUUACCGUAAUAUGAAUUUUGUUGCUGCUGCAACAAAUCUUGAGAAAGCCUUGGCACUUGCUCCGCAAGUAUCUACCGAUCUGCUGGAGAUAUCCAUUGUAAACUUGGCUCACACUCAUCGCAAGCUGCGUAACUUUGAUGCAGCAAUCAUGUGGUAUGAGCGUGCCCUCAGCAUUUCACCUUUAUCUGCUAGCACAUAUACUGCACUCGGUUUUACUUAUCAACUCAGGGGAGAAUUUCAGAGUUUCAUGGGUGAAGCUAUUGAUUGCUACCACAAAGCCCUCGGUCUCAGCCCGGAAGACUCAUUCGCCCAAGAGAUGCUUACCCUUGCACUAAUUGAUCAGUGUGCUGUGACUAUGCCACCAUACGACUUUGUUUCAUAUGAUCCUUACCCGCAUUGAGCUUCGCACAAAGUUGAAAGUGUAAAUUUGCAGAUAUAUAACACAUAAGUCUGACACUGUGCGCGUGAGGUUCACAGCUGAGUUCAUUGCAGCUGGAUAUUGUUUUGUCUUAUUUUUAUAUUAAUAUCUACGUAAAAUACGCGCAACUGUAUACU
Molecule: messenger RNA, 2131 nt
Organism: Micromonas pusilla CCMP1545
Lineage: Eukaryota; Viridiplantae; Chlorophyta; Mamiellophyceae; Mamiellales; Mamiellaceae
Exons: 1
Coding region: 3-1976 (657 amino acids)
Biological process (GO): protein ubiquitination; cell division; positive regulation of mitotic metaphase/anaphase transition
Cellular component (GO): cytoplasm; anaphase-promoting complex
Molecular function (GO): protein binding
Source: RefSeq, a predicted model, not a curated record